Acaulospora morrowiae is the source of this 1020-nucleotide messenger RNA. Lineage: Eukaryota; Fungi; Glomeromycota; Glomeromycetes; Diversisporales; Acaulosporaceae. The record is from the annotation of a GenBank genome assembly.
AUGUGUGGAAUUCUUACUAGAUCAACUCUAUUCUCGUUGCGCAUUGAAAGCACUAUGGAAAAAUUUUCUAAAUGGAGAGAUGCCAGCACCGGAAUUCAACCUUUCGUUCCUCCUGUGCCCUCACGAACGGAUUCUAAUUUGGAAGCAAAAUUUGCAUUGGUACUUGGAUUUGUUUUAAAACCCGUUCUAGGAAUUCUUAAGGUGUUAUUGGUUUGCGCGGACGCCUUAUUACUGUUUCUCUUGGUCGAUGUCAUCGGAUCAAUUCUGAUUUAUUUUAAGCCGUUGCACAGAGGAUUUUGUUUUGUCUUUACUUCUAUUUUGACACGUCUUGCGUUGUUUUUUAUGGGAUUCUUUUGGAUCCACACGGAGACUGUUUCCUUGCGGAGAGGACGCGGUAGUAUUUCAAAGACACGUGAAAGAUCAAUAAACAAAGCCAGGUCCGCUGAUAUAAUUAUCUGCAAUUGGACUUCUUAUAUCGAUUUAUUAUAUUUGGCGUUCAGGUUUAACCCAGUUUUCACACAGAUUUACUCCACAACAAAUACACUGCGACCGAUAUCCUUGUGGACUGCAAUUAGAUUAACAGGAUCAUAUCCUGAACUAGAGCCUUCUGGAGAUGUUAAAACUUUUAGCCUACGAGAAUUAGUAAAAGAAGCUAAAGAUAAUCAAUGGGGGCCAAUUGUAGUAUUUCCAGAAGGAACCACAUCAAAUGGACGAGCCUUGCUGAAGUUUAUUCCGAUUUUUAAAGAUUUGUCGAUUUCUACUUUAAACUUUUCAAUUUAUAUCCUAACUUUAAGGUAUGAAUACGAAAACCUUCCACCAACUUUUACGGUCGGAAGUAAGCUUUGGCACUUUAUGAAACUUUGCAGCCAGUAUAUUAACGUCCUACAUGUGAGAAUUCUUGAAGAGUCAAUAUCUUCAAACUUUACAGCUUCCAGCAUACAAAAUUCAUCACCUGCGCCUUCUUCCGCUUCAAAACAAGCAGACACGGUUGAUUUUCAGAUAUUGAACCUUGUGGGACAG